Messenger RNA from Helobdella robusta, 468 nucleotides. RefSeq lists its product as hypothetical. The record is from RefSeq and is a predicted model, not a curated record. Gene Ontology annotation, cellular component: plasma membrane. The annotation marks the transcript as partial. Gene Ontology annotation, molecular function: protein binding. NCBI's taxonomy places the organism in Eukaryota, Metazoa, Annelida, Clitellata, Rhynchobdellida, Glossiphoniidae. The transcript is spliced from 4 exons.
AUUUCAGAAUGCAUGAACGACACAUUUCAAUGUCGAAACGGCCGAUGCAUUUCAAAUUUGUUCCUUUGCGAUAGAAACGACGAUUGUCCAGAUGGCGAGGACGAGGAUGUUCAGACUUGUGGCCCAUGUCUAAAUAACUAUUAUCGAUGUUCUGGAAGCAAAGUGAAAUGUUUAGAACCGCGAAAGCUCUGCGACGGAAAGAAACAAUGUCUGGACGGCGGGGAUGAAGAAGAUUGUGCUUGCAAUCAAGCAGAUCAUCAUUGUGAGAAUGGAAGAUGCAUAUCGUCAAUGUACCUGUGCGAUGGUAAGCAGGACUGUCCCUUGGGAGACGACGAGAACGCUAAGAACUGUGUUCCUUGUCUAAACCACGGUUUCAGGUGCCCUGGAAAGCUGUCAAUUUGUUUGCAUGGGAGUAAGUUAUGUGAUGGCAGAAGAGAUUGUCUGGACGGUAGUGAUGAAUUUAAUUGU